Messenger RNA from Sphenostylis stenocarpa, 222 nucleotides. The record is from the annotation of a GenBank genome assembly. NCBI's taxonomy places the organism in Eukaryota, Viridiplantae, Streptophyta, Magnoliopsida, Fabales, Fabaceae.
AUGGACCUAGGUGGUGAAAAUUCUUCUCCUAUCUUGGAAGAAAUAGAGGAAGAAGAGUCACUGGAAGCCUAUUCACCUCCCAUCAUCACUCCUCUUGCACAACAAGGAGGCCUUAGUUUGAUUCAACUUGUGCAACAACUAGAAGAGAGAGGAGGAGGAGAUCAUCUUCAAGAGACACUUAUGAGGAUUAUAGAGGAAGGAGGAGGCACCAUUCCCCUCUAA